UAUGCUGAAGGAAGGCUGGCUGUGGGGGCUGGGUUCAGGGUUGCUGCUGCUCUGGCUGAGUGCCUGGCUGAGGCCUGCGCAGGGUGGCCGGGUGCUGGUCAUGCCUGUUGAAGGCAGCCACUGGCUCAGCAUGAAGGUGUUGGCGACAGGACUGGCCCAGAGAGGCCAUAACAUCUUGCUCCUGGUGCCCGAGACCAACAUCUUGAUCCAGAGUUCUGAGCUCUUCCGCACCGAGACCUUCCCGGUGAAGAUCUCCAAGGAGGAGCUGUCCACCAGCUUGAAAGGGUUUCAGGAGGGGGUGUUCAAGCGUAGCCCUGCACUGAUGGACAUCGUCAUCCAAGUGGGGCGUCUGCUGAACUUCACAGGAACGCAGGUGGAAGGAUGUGAGUCGCUGCUUUACAACGAACCUUUGAUGCAGAAGCUGAAAGAGGAGAACUUUGACUUGGUGCUCACCGACCCUUUUCUGCCCUGUGGACCUAUUAUCGCUACUGCGCUCGGUCUCCCCGCAGUCUACUUCCUUCGUGGCAUUCCUUGUGGCCUUGACAUGUUGGCUUCACAGUGUCCUUCUCCUCCAUCUUAUGUACCUCGGUUUCAGUCUGGCAGCACUGACAAAAUGACCUUUGUAGAGCGCAUUCAAAAUUUCGUCAUGAGUGGUGUAGAGCUGGUGCUGUGUCGAAUAAUGUAUGCCAGUUUUGAUGAACUUGCUUCAAGAUACCUGGAUGCGGAUGUGACAUACCAGGAGAUCAUCGGCCGCGGAGCUAUUUGGUUGCUUAGAUAUGAUUUUACAUUUGAGUACCCCAGGCCUCUCAUGCCAAAUAUGGUCCUCAUCGGGGGCAUCAACUGUCGGAAGAGUGCUGCACUUUCUGCAGAGGUGGAGGAAUUUGUCAAGGGCUCCGGAGAGCAUGGUAUUGUGGUGUUCAGUCUGGGUUCUCUGGUCUCCUCCAUGCCAAAAGAGAAAGCUGCCAUCUUCUUCAAGGCUUUCAGUAUGAUUCCACAGAGGGUUCUCUGGCGGUAUACAGGUGAGAUUCCUGAUGAUGUCCCAGAAAAUGUCAAGCUGAUGAAGUGGCUUCCACAGAAUGACUUGCUCGGUCACCCCAAAGCAAAAGCCUUUAUCACUCAUGGGGGGACGCAUGGAAUCUAUGAGGGCAUUUGUCAUGGUGUGCCCAUGGUGAUGCUUCCCCUCUUUGGUGACCAGGGUGACAACGUGCACCGCAUGGCGACUCGAGGGGUGGGAGUGGUGCUCAGCAUCCAUGAUAUCACUGCAGAAACGCUGGUCGAUGCUCUCAACACAGUUAUUAAUGACAGCAGCUGUAAGCAAAGAAUGGAGAAGCUGUCGGCCAUACACAAUGACCUCAAACUCAAAUUGUAG
Messenger RNA from Sinocyclocheilus grahami, 1369 nucleotides. RefSeq names its product UDP-glucuronosyltransferase 1-1-like. The record is from RefSeq and is a predicted model, not a curated record. NCBI's taxonomy places the organism in Eukaryota, Metazoa, Chordata, Actinopteri, Cypriniformes, Cyprinidae. Gene Ontology annotation, molecular function: UDP-glycosyltransferase activity. The transcript has 5 exons. The coding region runs from base 2 to 1369 and encodes 455 amino acids.